Molecule: messenger RNA, 1380 nt
Organism: Gavia stellata (red-throated loon)
Lineage: Eukaryota; Metazoa; Chordata; Aves; Gaviiformes; Gaviidae
Product: maestro heat-like repeat-containing protein family member 2B
Exons: 11
Coding region: 14-1300 (428 amino acids)
Cellular component (GO): cytoplasm
Source: RefSeq, a predicted model, not a curated record
CUGCUUUGAUGACAUGGUCCAUGUCCUGAAGGGCUGGCUCACCUCAGCCAACGAAUGGGAGCGGGAGAGAGCCCUGCAGGUUUGUGCCCAUGUGCUGGGAGCUUGCAAGGAGCGAUUCGAGCUCAUGAGAGGACGUCCUUGCAAGCGGUUCGGCUCCCUGGUGGGAUUGCUGGCAACUCUGACCAGCGACUGCCUGGCCACGUCCCGCCAGAGGGCAUGGGUCUGCCUUGGCUACCUUCUCCAAAUGCAAGCCAGGACCAUGGAGGUGGUGCCUCAGGCAGAUGAGAUCAGGUGCCUUGGUGAGGAGCUGAACAGCCCAGACACCGUGCAGACCUGCGCCAAAAUAGCAAAGGCUGUUUGCAAGUGCAUCCCUCCAGCGCAGGCUACAGACUUUCUGACUGCGGUCCUGCCCAGCUUGCUGCACGUCACACCCACGUGUGUGAAGCCACUAUGGAAGUGGGUGUUCAUCUUCCUGGUGGAAUGCAGGAAGGAAAUAGUCCAGGAGGUGCCAAAAAUCCUGAAGACCCUUUGCACCUACAUGCGGCAGAGCACCCACAGGCCCUUCCUGCUCUGGGCCGUGUUUCUCCUCGCCCACUUUCACCAGGAGCCCGUCAUCAGCAGUCUCCUCCGGAAAGGUCUGCCCAUGGACAGUGACACGGUGGAGCUGUGGAGGAGCCUGGGGAGAAGCACCAUUGGGAUUCAGGUCCUGAGGUGCUUAGUGGAGAAACUAAACAGAGCACGAAACAACUGCCUGGGGACCAACUCCUCCGCUUGUGAGUGGCACAACCAUGAGACUGCUCUGGAGACUUUGAUGAUCACCCGUGCCAUCUCCGAAGUGGUGCUUGCCCUGAGGAGCACAGAGGAGCUCAGGCAGCUGCUUCCCCACCUCCUUCCCAGCCUCCUGAGGUGGGCCAGCGAAACCCUGGGCGAGGAGCGGCUGCUUUCCCCCCUGGGAGAAGGCGGAAGACAACUGUUCCUCAAGGGCCAGGUGCUUGAGGAGAAGCCGUGCAGGGUUUUCCUUAUGGCUUUAGAGUUGGUGCUAGGCAAAUGCAUGGCAGAGAAGUGGAUGCGGCUGCUCAUGAAUCGGGCAGCGUGGGCUCUCCUUGAAGACCCCCUGACCCAUUCUGAUGGGGUGCGUCUCCUGACCAGCGUCCUGGUCCAUGCUGGGCUUCUAUCACCCUGUCUGAAGCAGACCCUCUUCCCAUGGCUGGAUUCCUGCUCAGUUAAGCUGCGGGUGACAGCUACAGCCUUCUUUGCUGAGCUCUCUUGGGACUGCAGCACAACAAGGACCCGCGAGUGAAGCAGGCACUAGAGGAGUCUCUGCACGAUACCUGUCCCCAGCCAGCACCAAGGAGUUAAUUAAAUAAAGCUCAGCACAAG